GUCUAUUCACACGGCCUCACGCGGGGAGCCGCUUGGCGAAGCGUAAACGGAUAUUCGUCUCUUUCAUUUUUUAAAACAAAACUAAAACCGAAUUAGGCGAAGAAAACAUUUUUACAAAAAUUAUCUUAUUUUUUAACUCUUAGACCGGCUAGGAAAUUUAAGUAACCACACUAGUUUUUUUGUUUUGUUUUUUUUUUUUAAAUCAGAUAUUAUAGGCUAGAAAACUGUACUAUAGAGUUUAAGUUUAGUUAGAAAUUUUCUCUGCGGCUUCCCAAGAUGACGAUACCUCAAGAAGCACAGAAGAUCUUCCAGUGCUUAGUUGUGUGCACUUUCCUGGUUGAGCUUGCCGCGCAAUCGCACGCUGGUGCGUCUCAGACAACUUGCGAUGAAUUGAGGUAAUUUGAAUAACAAAUUAUACUAUGCUUGUUACCAGUGAUUGCAUAAAAUAAAAAGACCGUUCAAUCAAAUCAAUUUUUUUUAAAAUAGUUUAAACAUAUUUUGUCGUUCAGUUGAGAUCGAAUACUUUUUUGAGCAGCUUAAAAUUAUUUUUAGAAUUAUGCAUCCAAUACUUUUUUCUAACACUAACACGCAUGGUUCAAUGUAUUUUAUUAUAUUACUGUAUAUUCGAUGGGUCUGUUUACCUGUUGAAUUUCACCUCACGAUAUCCGCAGAUAUAGGGGUGUUAUUUUGCUGGUAUAUAUCCAUAAUAUUAUUAUAAGUAGUAGUUUUAUAUAGCGUGGUACCCAAGCCUAGGGCUGAGAUCACCACAUUGUACAAACAAUUUUUUUUUAAAAUAAUCAUGAACUUAAACAUUAACGUACAUUAAUUAAAUAGAGACAGAUCCAGUACUAAAUGUUUUCUUCCCAUUCAUCUUAAAAUUAAAUUUAUUUUUAAAAAAACAGUGGAGGAUGGGAGACAGUUGUGUAGCUAGGGUUAGUGCCGCCCCGGCGCACCCCCCCCCCCCAAUCCAAGCCCCUUACUACGCCACUGUCAGUAGUUUAAUUAUUUAAAAAUACAAGACACCAGGCGCUAAUUUAUCUUAACCUAAAAGUGCAUUAGGAGCUUGAUAUAAAUAUCGUAAUUAAUGUAUCUGCAUGUGUGUGUUAAUAAUAUAAAUGAAAUUCCUUUACUUUAAUUGUACACAAAAAAUAUCACCAGUAAGGUGUCCUCUAUAACAACGGACGGGUCAGAUACCGCUAAAUGAUGACUGGGGGGCUGACAUUUAAUGCAAGCAGUGGGGGGCGGAGAGAGUGGUCCACCCCGGGGGGGGGGGGCUUUUUUUGUUUAUAUGCUGGGGUGGCAUUUUCGACCAACUGCAAAAGGGGGGUUCUUGGAAAGAACGGGUGGCAAAAUUCUCGGCCCGCCCCGGGUGGCACUAACCCCAGCUACGCCACUUGAGAUCACAUUUCCAUCAAAUCAGGUUUAGAGGUAUUUAAUUAAUUAACUUUCAAAGUUAUGAUGCUGAAAAAACAAGUUAAACUAUGAGCUCUUGAAUGCAAGGGCUUACAACCAAUAAGUGGCAGGGGAAUUCCUAAGGUUACGUGGCGGCUACUGCUACAAGAGACGUUCUUUGUGAUCUUGUUUAGUUCGGUAGAGUACUCUGUGUGUCUCAAAAUAGAUAUGGUUUAAAUUUAAAAUAGAAAUGUUGGAAGAUGAAUUGCUGUGUGGUUCCGUGAAUGUGUUAUAACUGUGAAUUGUUGAAAGCCUAUGAAUGUGUUAUAACUGUGAAUUGUUGAAAGCCUAUGAAUGUGUUAUAACUCUGAAUUGUUGAAAACCUAUGAAUGUGUUACAACUCUGAAUUGUUGAAAGCCUAUGAAUGUGUUAUAACUCUGAAUUGUUGAAAACCUAUGAAUGUGUUAUAACUCUGAAUUGUUGAAAGCCCAUGAAUGUGUCAUAUCUGUGAACCUGUUAUAACUCUGAACCUGGUAUAUUUUCGAAUCUGUUAUCCCUUUAAAUCUGUUACACACGUGAAUCCAUUUUACCCUCUGACUGUAUUAUUAUACCUGUGAAGCAUCUCUGUCUGUACUCCCUCUCUGACAUUAAAAGUUUGUUUAGUUGUUGUUGUUUUUUUAAUUUCCUAUUGUCCCAUUUACCUGACGAUGAAAGUCUGCAUGUUAAUCCCGAGAUGAACGAACGUGUCCAUGUCUACGUCUAAGAGUUUCGCUUAAUUUGCUAUAUUUAAAACAUCUGAAGUUGGUUCAUUCGUUUCUUUAAGGAAGUUCAUUCAGCUAUGAAAGAAAUGGGGCUAAUUUUGUCUUUACAACAUUUCCUGAACACGAUCUCAGUAGCCACUCUCUCGUUAGUUUUAAGAUCUAUGCCCCCCCCCCCAAAAAAAAAACGGACAUGGUUAAAUCCAGUUUUAUCCGGUGAACGUCACGGACUGUUAAAGAAUUAUAAGAACAUUGUGAUCAGCACGACGUUAUAAAUUAUAGGAUUUUUUUUCGCCUGCAUAAUUUGAGAUAAAGUGGGUAAAUUUAAGUUUGAUAAAUCUUGGCUUGUCGUUCAUUUGGAGUAUUAAAUGUCAUUCUUCGACUUAGAUCACCUAGUCUUCAAACUGCCUGUACGCUUAGAUCACUCUAAGAAUCCUUCGUUCAACAUUUCGUAACAGUGUUCUACACCUUGGAAGUGCAUGUUUGUUGUUGGAGCUGAGUGCACCAUGGAUCACAACGGGGGAAUAGAAGCAAUGGACGGUACAUCUCAGGACGUCCAGGGAAGUAAAGGCCUGACGGGUGGGAUCAAAAUACGACAUGCCGGACACUACCCGUCUGGACACUACCCACCUUGCCUAGGGCAAGCGUGCUGAUAAGAUCUUAAGUCAUCUCGUCUAGGGCCUAAAGCCAACGACCGUUCCGUGCGAGUCAACCAUGGGGGGGAUGGCAUAUGUUCAUAUUGAUGGCAUUUGUUCAUAUUGAUGGCAAAUUUUCAUAGUGUUUACAUAUGUUUAUAGUAUAGUGUUGGCAUAUGUUCACGCUGUUGGUAUAUGUUCAUAUUUUUGGCAUAUAUUCAUAUUGUUGGUAUAUGUUCACACAAUUGGCAUAUACUUUUCCUUUUCUCAAACACCUUUGCCACGUCAGGGUAUUCAGCUUAUCUUCAUCUUCAUUGUGUCCCUUAGUCCUUGGACCGUUGGGGCACCACAGAUGACAUGGUGUUCAGCUAGUAAAAUAUAAAUAAAAGUUGAGAGAGUUACAACUUCCGGUUUUUAAUUGCCAUUUAAAAAAAUCAAACGCUAUGUUUAUGAUCAGACUACUUGAGUCCAAGUUAUGUUUAUGAUCAGACUACUUUAGUCCAAGUUAUGUUUAUGAUCAGACUACUUGAGUCCAAGUUAUGUUUAUGAUCAGACUACUUGAGUCCAAGUUAUGUUUAUGAUCAGACUACUUUAGUCCAAGUUAUGUUUAUGAUCAGACUACUUUAGUCCAAGUUAUGUUUAUGAUCAGACUACUUUAGUCCAAGUUAUGUUUAUGAUCAGACUACUUUAGUCCAAGUUAUGUUUAUGAUCAGACUACUUUAGUCCAAGUUAUGUUUAUGAUCAGACUACUUUAGUCCAAGUUAUGUUUAUGAUCAGACUACUUUAGUCCAAGUUAUGUUUAUGAUCAGACUACUUUAGUCCAAGUUAUGUUUAUGAUCAGACUACUUUAGUCCAAGUUAUGUUUAUGAUCAGACUACUUUAGUCCAAGUUAUGUUUAUGAUCAGACUACUUUAGUCCAAGUUAUGUUUAUGAUCAGACUACUUUAGUCCAAGUUAUGUUUAUGAUCAGACUACUUUAGUCCAAGUUAUGUUUAUGAUCAGACUACUUUAGUCCAAGUUAUGUUUAUGAUCAGACUACUUUAGUCCAAGUUAUGUUUAUGAUCAGACUACUUUAGUCCAAGUUAUGUUUAUGAUCAGACUACUUUAGUCCAAGUUAUGUUUAUGAUCAGACUACUUUAGUCCAAGUUAUGUUUAUGAUCAGACUACUUUAGUCCAAGUUAUGUUUAUGAUCAGACUACUUUAGUCCAAGUUAUGUUUAUGAUCAGACUACUUUAGUCCAAGUUAUGUUUAUGAUCAGACUACUUUAGUCCAAGUUAUGUUUAUGAUCAGACUACUUUAGUCCAAGUUAUGUUUAUGAUCAGACUACUUUAGUCCAAGUUAUGUUUAUGAUCAGACUAUUUGAGUCCAAGUUAUGUUUAUGAUCAGACUACUUUAGUCCAAGUUAUGUUUAUGAUCAGACUACUUUAUUCCAAGUUAUGUUUAUGAUCAGACUACUUUAGUCCAAGUUAUGUUUAUGAUCAGACUACUUGAGUCCAAGUUAUGUUUAUGAUCAGACUACUUUAGUCCAAGUGCAAGUGGCGUGAAAUUGGUUUUUAUCUUUUAAAAUAGCACUUUGCUGAAAAGUAGUAUCCGAGAGGGCAGCAAAAGAAUUCGGUCUUGUUAUCGUACCAGGUAACAUUUUUUUCUUUUUUUUAGGUACCUCAUAAAUGAGAUUAAGCCAAAUCAUAGGCAUUAAAAAUUUUAGUCCAAAAGUUCUUUAGUGAGUGUCGGUGGACAAUUCUCUUGCUGCCCUCUUGGAUAGUAAUUUUCAGCCAAGUAUUAUUUUUUAAAUUUAAUAAUUUUUUUUUACUGUUGUUUGAUCGUUGAUGAAGGCUUCCUGUCGACACGUUCGUUGUUUUGUUGAGUUCAUUUCUUAAAGGUUUUUUUCAUAAUUUGUUUCACUCAUUUCCUUUUUUCGCUAACCUGAUUGCAGCCUCUCCCCUUAUGACCAUGAAUCCAAAGGAUUCUUGAACUGCUUCUCUUGCGGCGAACAGUAGCAUGUUGAUUCCUUCACAUGUUGAUUCCUUCAUCCAAGCCUUUUUCUUGUUCUUGGCAACACGUUCUUGUCAUGUUCUUUCACGUCUGGUGGCAGCGCUCAAGUGCUCCCUGCGAUCAGGAUGAUAUGCACUCGACAAGCAGGGUUCUAUUCCUAUUUGGUUCAUCAGUUUUUUUUUAAAAAGUCCAGCCUUAAGUUCCUUGGUUAUAUUUAUACUGUACAGACUUCGAAAGACCAAACAAUGUAAAAAUUUCGUCAAGGCUUGAUUUUGCGAAGAGGAAUAGCUGCUUUGAAUCAUAUAUGUUCACCUCCCCCAGGCUACACAUAUCUCUGGAUGGCUUAUGUUUUAACUUGCUAGCAUACGCAUACUCUCUGAAUGGCUUACGUUAACUUGCUAGCAUACACAUACUCUCUGAAUGGAAUUUAGCAGUGUGCUCCGCUAAUAAAUCCAUGUCUCGCUCUGUAGUCCGCAAAUCUCGAGGUUGAGAACGGGACAUGAAUGCUGCCAGGCCAUAAGAUGUAUGUUGUGUGUAUAAUUUCGUAGUCUGUAAUAAAACGUCAUAAUUAGUGUGCCAGGUAACACAAAGUGAAAGUGGCGACACUGACAUGACAGGCAUUCUUAACAGACGAUAAAACUUACACUUAGUGUAGACGUCGGUAGGUGACAUUAAUAAUCAUCUUUCUUUUUAAAAAAGAAUGCUACCAAUAACAUUAGUUGCACGCUGGUGUGUGCAAAGUGGUGCGCAGCUGCGGCGCAUGCUUAUAGAGUUGUUGUUGCUGUUUUAAUGCACGAUUGUAGCCCUUUGCGAAUUCUUUAAGUUUUUAAAAAAAAAAAUGUUUCAACUUAAAUUUAAAUACCUAAUUAUUUUAAAACUAUUGUUUGAAAAUAUUUUGGUUUGAAAGGUAGCCUCGGUAGCACCGUUACUGAAACAUCAUAUACGUAUUCUGCAUCUGAAGUCCAAAUUUGUAAUCUUUUUCUUUUAUCUGUUUUCGUAAUCUUCAUCUGUCUCAACCUCACACGGCCUUGGCCUCAUCCUGAUUCAUCAUCGGCAACUUAAACUCCUUUUGGAAAGGUAUCAAUGUCAAGGUCAAAGCUUCGAGCUACCUACUCUUAACACACGUCUAUAUAUUGACCCAUCACAAAACGAGGACAUAUGUCAUGACUGGAUUCCUUGUUCGCCCAACGGCCAACUGACGGAGUCCUAUAAGUUGUACCGUUAACAGCUGAAAACCGUAUUAGUAUUAUCAUAAUCGGCUAAGCCCGUCCAGCACCUGAGUUACCUGCUCAACUUUGUCUCGGUACUUGGUUACCAAAAUCAGGGUUUGUUGUUUCUAAACUCGAUUCCAGUAAAAAUUUAAAAUGAAUAGGGCUAAUGAAAACAGAUUCAAUCUAUUUAUAACGUCAUGAAAAUAGAAUAUUUUUAAUAGGAAUAAUUUCGUUCCUUUCGAUUCCCUGUGACGACAUCCAAUCCAUGUUGAAAUUUUCAAACCGUGGCAGUGACCAAUGACGUCAUCAAACUAUGGCCGGCGAUCAAUGACGUCAUCAAACCGUGACAGCGACCAAUGACGUCAUCAAAUCAUGGCGGCGAUCAAUUACGUCAUCAAACCGUGGAAACGACCAAUGACACGAAAGCGGAACAUAAUUUGUACUCGAUCAUUUCUCCCCGUAAAAAACUGUGUUUUUUCCAGCCUGGUCGUACCCUAUACUUUAUAUGUUCUAUAUCUGAUGUGCAUUAUGUAGUGUUUCGUGGUUAUCGUUAUAGAGGGGCAGCAAACACAGGGAGCUCACGGUCCUCUGAAACUCUGGCUAAGCCACUGCUUAAACAUAAUGUACAUUAAUAGAUCCGUGUGAUUUAAUGGUCUUAGUUUUAUAUACCACCACAUCCUUACAUUCAGACAUCAUCAUCAGUGGCGCUACAGCCCAUGUAGGGUCCUGGCCUGCUCGACCACAUCCUUACAUUCAGACAUCAUCAUCAGUUGCGCUACAGCCCAUGUAGGGUCCUGGCCUGCUCGACCACAUCCUUACAUUCAGACAUCAUCAUCAGUGGCGCUACAGCCCAUGUAGGGUCCUGGCCUGCUCGACCACAUUCUUACAUUCAGACAUCAUCAUCAGUGGCGCUACAGCCCAUGUAGGGUCCUGGCCUGCUCGACCACAUCCUUACAUUCAGACAUCAUCAUCAGUGGCGCUACAGCCCAUGUAGGGUCCUGGCCUGCUCGACCACAUCCUUACAUUCAGACAUCAUCAUCAGUGGCGCUACACCCCAUGAAGGGCCCUGGCCUGCUCCACCCCAUCCUUACAUUCAGACAUCAUCAUCAGUGGCGCUAUAGCCCAUGUAAGGCCAUGGCCUGCUCCACCACAUCCUUACAUUCAGACAUCAUCAUCAGUGGCGCUACACCCCAUGAAGGGCCCUGGCCUGCUCCACCACAUCCUUACAUUCAGACAUCAUCAUCAGUGGCGCUAUAGCCCAUGUAAGGCCCUGGCCUGCUCCACCACAUCCUUACAUUUAGACAUCAUCAUCAGUGGCGCUACACCCCAUGAAGGGCUCUGGCCUGCUCCACAACAUCCUUACAUUCAGAUUCGGAUCAAUCCAUGGCUUUUCGACUCCAUGCGCGGACCCCCUCAACAUGGUCAAGCCAUGUCAGUCUUGGUCGAACCGUCUGCCCCUAGGUUUCUGCCUGUAACGGCAUUUCAAGUUGAGCUACUCUACAAUCCGGUAUCCUCUCAAUGUGUCAUGUCCAGUACUAAACUGACUUUUUUAAAAUUGUUACGACAAUGGGUGUGACUUGAAACGGUUGACAUAUCUCUGUGUUUGUAAGAAUUCUGCAUACAUCAAAUACAAUAUAAGACACAAAACUAACAUUAAUUUAUUUCCGCAGAAACCAGAUGACUAGGACAUUCCGACAGACUUAUGAGAAAAACGUACCUGCCAAUUAUCUGGCCGAGCUCCUCCCCUUGUGGGUGGAGUCAUCCUUGCCACGUGACUGCGUGAAGAAGGGAAUCACUUUGAACCACUUUAAUCCUUCUUCCACCAAUGACAGCGGCGGACCCUUGGGAACGCUGGGGCCUCCAGGGGUUAUUUUUACAACGAGCAUCAAAACCAAAAGAAAACGGGAGGCGGACACGAACCCGGAUGUGCACGUGGGCAUCGAACGUCAGAAGAGGUCAAGGUCGUCAUCACAAAAUAGUGAAGGGAUUGACGAUAUUCCGCGAGACAAAAGGAGCACAGAUAACAAUGACGUCGAUAAUGAAGUUGGCGCAAAAAUGUCUUUAUCGCGACAAAAAAGAUUUUAUUUAAACGGUUUCCCGCCUGUUACUGGGGGAGGACUGUUCGAUACACUCCCAGCAGACCCCACAGCCCCUCCAAGGGAAGUCACCGAAGGUGAAAUCAUGAUGAAGAACCUGCUGAUGUUCAGCCGUCUUCAAAAAGCGAGGCUUGCCAGUGAGUACGGCGGUCCGGGUCGGACCGCUGGUGGUCUAAGCGCGGACAAACCGCCCAUCGGUGGAGGGAUGUACGGGGAAAGUUAUCACGGUCGGAGAAAGCGGGCAACCGCCAGCCAGAAGCGGGUUGAUGCAGCCAACCUGUCGAGGGCAAAACGAUUUCUCUUUCCGUUCGACCCGGAAGGGCAUGCUGCCGGCCCGGAUAUGUUUAGCCUCAUGGCGGGCACGGCUACGGAUCCGAACACGGGGAAGAGGAUUGAGUUCGGCGGGGACGCCAUGCGGAACAUGAUGGUCAACAGCUACGUGUCAACCCUGCCGUUUCACGCCCAGCCUCCCCCGGGCAAGGAGCCCGCGGACUUCGUGCAAAACAUGGCGCCCCUUUGGUAUUUCUCUCGAAUGCAGAGGUUGAUGAGCCCCGUGCCGAGUCUCCACCGCUACAGGGAGAACUCCAUUCCGAGAAAACCCAGUUACGACCAGAAACGCAACGGCGACGGCUAUUAUGGCGACCAGCUUCCCGGGAAAAAACGACGAAGGCGAGCUGCUGUGCCGUACGAGGGCGAGGUGAUCACCAUCGGGGAGAUCAUCAUCCCCAUCGACCUCUUUAAAGGGCGGGAGAAGGCGCUGGCGUUGAUGAUGAAGACGUCGACGAAGCAGCCGAGCUACGGCAAAGGCUUCUACGGCGCCGCAUCGGCCUCGCCAGCCAAAGCUCCGAGUAAAGAGGUCAUGUCGCUGUUCCGUCAGCUGCUGCGCCAGAAUCAGAAUCUGCGCAACAAGCUGAAGUUAUCACCCCAGGGUUACGUUGCCCCGACAAGCAGCUGGGAUUUACCCCCGCAGUCCCAGCCCAACAACUUCGGCUUUCAGCCUAGUCAAUGGAAUACUUCCCCGAACUCACAAGUCGUGUACGCGAACGAAACGCAUUCCACAAAAACGGGUUACAUUCCCCCACAACCCAUGACGUCAUCGCUAUACGAUCCUUUUUAUCAACAGCCCCUCACACCCACACCGCCGACGUUCUACGCCAAACGGCCGGGGACGUACGCCCAGAUCCCGCCCACGGAAACGAUCAUCUACGCCCCCAUCACGCCCAGGCGACCUGUUGAUCCUUUCAUCUUGAUCCCCGCGACCAAAGACAACAUUGACCCCUUUCAGCAGAGCCUCGAUCCGUUCAUUCCCAACCCCACCACGCCACCCACGACCACAACGGUUACGCCCCUUCCCCCAACAGCGGAGCCAGGGCGAAGAAAACGGUCGACUGAUGACGCAAACACGAGUGAGGACAACACACGACCACGCUUCAAGCGGUCGGAGAAACACGAUGGAGUUAGCCCGCAUUUUUCGGACCCUUACUUCCCAGGUCAUCUCUGGAAUGACUUGACCCGAUUCUACGGGUCCAACAGAGCUCCGCUUAUUUCUUCAGCGGGCAAAUUCUCAAGGAACAUUUUGUCAACAUCAGAGAUCUCUCCAGAUUUUCCUUUUCGGGCAUCUCACUCUGGCAUUUUCGGAAUUCGCCCCCUGCACUUCAGUUCUGAAAACAAUUUUCUCUUGAAACCCAGCCACGCCUCUCCCAGGGGGCGGGUUGUGAACGGUGACAGGUUGCCUUGGUCAUCAACCGCUGAACACCCGGCCAAGAAAGCGGCGACCGGAAGUCAUUCCAGGAUCAAGAGGUCACCCCGUGAAAACGUUGACCGUUACGGGGGCGACCCCUCGUAUGCAGCACCCCUCCUCCAGUCGGCUUCUCCUCUGGUGGUUGUCCCUUACAGUGUAUUGUAUCACAGCCACGCUGCGGCGUCGAUGCCGCGGGCGUAUCGCACCCACAGAGGCGGAGUUUUACAUGGUGACAGAUUCCCCUGGUCGGCAUAGGGAAGAACCUGGUUACGGUCAUCGGGUGACGUAACGUAACAAUUACCGGAACUAAUGCAAAGAGAUGCACUUAACCCUUUAGAAACAAAACUCGUUUUCCCUUGCCUCAAGUCCCCAUGCUCGCAUGUUAGCCCUCUACCGUGUUCUGAUUGGUUGAGCUUGAGGAGGCGUGGCAUCGUACUUAAGACAUUCACCCGCCCCGUCGUGACAACAGUGUGCAAGAAAUACUUAAUUGUUGUGUGUGUCAAUAUAUAAUGUCAAUCAUCUGAGGAGAAACUUCCAAUACCGUUAAAGAAAUAAUAAAUAGAUUCAUUUUUGGUGUGUUAAAGACAUACAUGUCAUUUGAGAAACUAUAAAUAGAUUCAACUUUGGUCGAGUGAGUUCAUUCUGAUACCCCUGGCUUGCUGGCGAGCUGAGUUAGUACAAGACGAUCACAGAGAAAGAUGCAGUGCCUUUAUGCAGCCAGCAUCUGUGUCGGACAGGCAUUGCACCACCAAAUCUGUAGAACCCUUUCACCGGACUAGUAUGGCAAGCCAUUCCCCCCAACCCAUGUACCGGUAGUUUGAGGAAACUUAUUGUGUUCAUACAAGUAUAAGUAAUAAA
Messenger RNA from Lymnaea stagnalis (great pond snail), 10682 nucleotides. Lineage: Eukaryota; Metazoa; Mollusca; Gastropoda; Lymnaeidae. The record is from the annotation of a GenBank genome assembly.